UCUCUGUUAUCCUGGAGCCCUAUCUACUUAAACCUCACCUUGCCUCUUCACGAAACCAAGAAGCCCCUCAAUUCUCCAAGUCUCUUACUUUAAUGGCGGUUUCUAUCAAAGCUGCGGCCUUCGCUGCUCUCAAUCUCAACAACCCAACUCCCAGCCCUCGUUCUGUUAACAAUGCUUCCAUUUUCUUUAUACCCGUGGGCUCAAAGACCGAGAUGAGCAUCUCAGUUGGCGCUAAAGGGAAUUUGAGCUCGUUGAGGGGCGGGAGUGGACUUCUUGAGAGGCCCACCUUUGAUCAGUCCCAGUUUGACCCAAUUCCUGAGGCUGAAGAAGGGGGAGACAUUGGACGAUUGAAGGAUAAGAAAAGUCUUGGGAGUGGAGACAGCUAUAGGGUUUUACUAAUUGAUGAUGCACGUCACUCCGAGAAGUUAGUGGAAAAGGCAUUGCCACAAGUGGUUCCAUCCGUAACUGUCAGUGAGGCAAGGAAGCUCUUUCAUGAAUCUCGAGAAAAUGGGGUUGCAGUUGUUAUUGUUACUGUGAAGGAGCAUGCUGAAUUCUACGCGCAGAUGAUGAUACGCUUUGGACUUCGAUCAGCCAUUGAGCCAGAGUCAGAUAUGGCUGCAUGAGUUUGAUUCAACUGACAGCUUGUAACUGCAUUCUACAUCAAGUUUUGGACUUUCAGAGCAACCUUUCCUCUGAAAUUUUGAUUUCUAUGACUACUAGCAAAUGUUUUCCUGAAGGAAAUUGUAGACAGAACAUGGGGGAUGUAUUGAAAUAGCGAGAGAUCCAUUGAUAUCACUGUUAUGUACUCAUAUUUGAACUAAUAGAAUUGGAUAAGCAUAUACAUUGUCCUAAAAUUUCUAGUC
Messenger RNA from Asparagus officinalis (garden asparagus), 863 nucleotides. RefSeq names its product ATP-dependent Clp protease adapter protein CLPS1, chloroplastic-like. Gene Ontology annotation, biological process: proteolysis. The transcript has 4 exons. The record is from RefSeq and is a predicted model, not a curated record. NCBI's taxonomy places the organism in Eukaryota, Viridiplantae, Streptophyta, Magnoliopsida, Asparagales, Asparagaceae. The coding region runs from base 93 to 623 and encodes 176 amino acids.